AUGGAUGAUGCUCGCCCUCGCAAAAGAGAGCGCGCCAUCAGGGCGUGCAUACAUUGUCGACAAAUGAAAAAGAAGUGUGAUGGUGCAAGGCCAUGCUCCUCCUGUGCGCGCUUUAAUCAUGACUGCCAAUACUACCAGCAAAAGGCACGGAGUCCCUUGAAACCAAUCGCUCGCACUGCUACCGGUGGGGAGCCAGUUGGUAAUGCUCUUUCGAAGGGAACGACCAACUUGACGCCUAUCACCCCUACCGGACUUGAGAGAGGCGACAAUUUCAUGGAUUAUAGCAUCUUGGAUCCUGAAAAGGGCCGCUAUUUUGAUGGCAGCUCAGCAAUUGCAUUCCCUAGGCUGAUGGGAAUACACUUCGGUGCAACGAAAGCACCGCGGCUGCACUCAUUCGCCUGGAACCUUGGUAUCAGAUCAGAGCCCCAGCCAAAUAUUCUCGAUAUCACUCAAUUCGUCUCAUUGAAUGACGUGCACAUCUAUUCCAAUGAGUACUUCACGGUGGUGCACCCAUCAUUUGAUUUUCUGGAUCAGCAAGACUUCAUACGCCGUGCUUCAUUGCGAUGGAAAGAGAACCCAACAGAGGAUGCGUUAAAUUUCGACGCAGUGAUUUGUGGGGUUGUUGCAUUGGGGUAUUUCGUGUCUCGAAAAACAGACAAUGGCAUUGAAGCAGCUCUCACAAGUCUUGCAAAAGAUAGAUUAGAGAGUGUCGCGUUGACAAAACCUCCUACGAUCGACCUAAUUGCAGCAUGGAUCCUGCGGGCGAUCUACCUUCGGGCAACGUCACGGCCUCACGCCUCGUGGAUGGCCAGUAAUAUCCUGAUGCAUCUGAUUGAAUCAUCAGGGAUUCAGCAUGAGAUUUCUUCAGUCGCUAUCAUCUAUCCAUCGUGCAAAAGCACAAACAUCAUCGAUCCAGCACAAUGCCUAUAUCGUCGAAAAGUCUUCUGGGUAGGGAGGGCGAUCAAUGCAAUAUUUUCAUAUGAGUACUCUCGUCCCAGGAUCAACAUUGACAAGGUUACCUGUGCUAGAAUCGAUACUGAGGUCAAAAGUGCGACGAGAGAUCUACUUCAACUUGCUGAUCUGAUCCCUGAGAACUCUCAAGCAUGCACUCACGCGGAAGAGAUCGUUCAGACGAGGAAUAUGCUCGAUGCGUUAGAAGCUGGAAGGGAUGCUGAAGUUCCGGUAUCUCUCUUUCGCGCAGACCUUGCAUUCGCCGCCUAUCGUCAUCUUAGACCCUUUCUUACAUCGACAAACUCAACUACUGACCCCAAGAUAGUUUCAAAUAUCUUGUCAAUUGGUUUAGCAGCUCUGAAGGCAAUAGAAAGUCAUUUAUCGAAACCACCGGCACCAUCAGCACCUUCCUCACAGUCAACAGAUGAUUCUGUCAUAACUCCAUGGUGGUCCCUAGCUUCAAUUCCCUUCCACUUCAUUCUUAUCCUUCUCUCCCUUGAUACGCCUGAAUCACUUUCUCGCGUCUCAACCGCACUCGGUACUCUCCAAGCUAUUAGGAGGGCGUUCAAUACGCAUCUCACAAGAGAAGCUGUUCAGAAUGCGGCAAUGUUGAUUCAUCUGGCACAAAGUCGAAAAGAACGAGAUGUUCAGGCCUUGAAGGGGGCAUUGAAUGAUAAUCCAUGUGUCCAGGAGACUGGGACCGCCGGAUCGGUCCCAUCUGGCGGAGAUGCAGCUAUGGCACCGAUCUCGAAUGGUGGAACGCGCAUACAACAGCAAUCACAGCCGGUAGGUGAACAAGGAAUCAUGGAGGGUCUUGGUUUGGCAACUCAUAUGAAUGGAUCUGCUACUGGAGACCUGGAAAGUCUGAUCAUGUCAGACAACCUUGCCGACAUAAAUUGGGAUGCUGUAUUCCGAAAUACGGAUUGGAUGUGA
Molecule: messenger RNA, 1884 nt
Organism: Amorphotheca resinae ATCC 22711
Lineage: Eukaryota; Fungi; Ascomycota; Leotiomycetes; Helotiales; Amorphothecaceae
Exons: 1
Coding region: 1-1884 (627 amino acids)
Biological process (GO): response to xenobiotic stimulus; regulation of DNA-templated transcription; DNA-templated transcription
Molecular function (GO): DNA-binding transcription factor activity, RNA polymerase II-specific; zinc ion binding; DNA binding
Source: RefSeq, a predicted model, not a curated record